Messenger RNA from Dioscorea cayenensis subsp. rotundata (Guinea yam), 614 nucleotides. RefSeq lists its product as uncharacterized. Bases 112 to 345 code for a protein of 77 amino acids. Gene Ontology annotation, cellular component: chloroplast. Lineage: Eukaryota; Viridiplantae; Streptophyta; Magnoliopsida; Dioscoreales; Dioscoreaceae. The transcript is spliced from 4 exons. The record is from RefSeq and is a predicted model, not a curated record.
GCCCCCAAAUUUUGACCGCGCGAAGGGAUCAAACCUCGAAACCCCCGCAAACCAAAAAGCUCGAAACUCCGCCCGCCUCUCUCGCCAUCCUUCUCCUUCAUCGCUGCUUCAAUGGCGCCGUCACCUGAUUUCUCCAACCAAGACGCUGUGGUUAGGAGACAGAAUCGAGGACCUCCUUACAAGUUUCUGGUGCCUCUUGUCUAUGCUCCUGUUCUUCCUCUUAUUCGAAUUGCGCUGAGGCAUAACCCAGUCUGGAGAGAUCGGUUGUUCUUUGGGGUGCUCACCGGUGCUUUCGCUCAUGGCGCGUAUUUGGUAUCCGAGCUGUAUGAUGUUGAGAGCAAGUAACAUGGCGACAAGCUGCUUCUGAUGCCCAACCUCAGGUUCAUUCUUCUGCCGGUUUUAUUACUACUUUUUUUAUCAUUCUUGAAAAAGCAUGAAUUUGCCUUCAUUAUAUCAGUUUCCCCAAUUAUGCUUCUCCAGUUUUGAUUAGCAUAAUAAAUCUUUCAUAUUUUGUGGUUGUAUUCAUUACAUAAACCUGUGGAGAAGACAUUGAUUCUGCUUUAUUGUAAACUGUAUUCUAUAGCUUGUUCUUAACUUGUCAUUUAACUUUUUAA